This is a messenger RNA of Canis lupus familiaris (dog), 543 nucleotides long. Its product is annotated as 60S ribosomal protein L29-like. The record is from RefSeq and is a predicted model, not a curated record. The coding region runs from base 1 to 432 and encodes 143 amino acids. The transcript is spliced from 2 exons. NCBI's taxonomy places the organism in Eukaryota, Metazoa, Chordata, Mammalia, Carnivora, Canidae.
AUGGUCUUGGCUAUGGCGAUGUCACCUUUAGACACAACAACAAAAGCACAAUCUAUGAGUGAAAUGAUUGGAGUGGACCAGGGCCUGAAGAAGAUGCAGGCCAACAAUGCCAAGGCCAUGACUGCGCGUGCUGAGGCUAUCAAGGCCCUUGUCAAGCCCAAGGAGGUUAAGCCCAAGAUCCCAAAGGGCGGCAGCUGCAAGCUCAAUCGACUUGCCUACAUCGCUCACCCCAAGCUCGGGAAAUGUGCUCGUGCCCGCAUUGCCAAAGGUCUCAGGCUCUGCUGGCCAAAGGCCAAGGCCAAGGCUCAAACCAAGGCCCAGGCUGCAGCUGCAACCCCGGCUCUGACUCUGGCUCCUGCUUCUACUCCUGCUUCUACUCCUGCAGCGCAGGCUCCCAAAGGUGCCCAGGCCCCCACAAAGGCUCCAGUGUAGAGGCUUCUGCCUGCCAGUGUGAGGACGGAAGGACUGGUAUGACCCCUGGGCUUCUGUCUGCAUGGGCCUGGUGUCCUCCUGUGCUAUUUGUACAAAUAAACCUGCGGCAGG